CCAUAUUUGAUAUAUUUGUGUCGGGCUCUGCAAUGCAGACAGACAGAGCUGUUGCUGUGUGUGAUCGCGGCACCGACAGUGACACCAAAGGCUGCACAGUCUGUCGGAUUUUGAGAAAACAGAGAGGAGGGGGCGACUGAAAAGAAACAAACAACUAACAAUGCAACUUACAUCCACUCACACACCCCUUCGUCUUGUAACAAUGUGUAGGUUUUUUAAGGAGGGAGGGGGGCGCGCGGAGGCAGAGACACGGAGAGAGAGAGAUAGAGAAAGGGAGGAGGGGGGUGCGUUCUGAAAUAAUAUAGUCAGCCAUUUUUAUGUAAGGGGAUUUUUUUUCUUAUUGGGGGGGUUGUUAAAAAAUAAAUAUAAGAGGGCGGCCAUCUUUGUUGCUCAGCCUUAGUGUAAAAUAUUCCAAAACGCCCCCCACUUUUUCUCCCCCUUCCUCGUGCCGAUUUGAAUAUUAAAUAAAUAUAAUUUUCGCGCCAGUUUUUAUCUAACUGUUAUUUUUUUUAAAUUUUGAGAUGUAUAUUUUUUAAGAGGACGCGUCCGAUGACGGGAGUAUAAUGUCCUCUCCUCUCCGCUCCUGCGAGGAAGAAGAGGGCAUGGUGGUGGUUAAUUCCGAGGGAGGAGAUUUUGAUGAAGAAGAGGACGACGACGGAGACCUAGACGAGAACGCAAGCGACAUAAACUCGCCGGCGGCGCUAAGGGAAACUGCAACACCGGCCGCGCCAGAAGAUGAAGUGGAGCUAUCAGAGAGAGAGGUCCCGUGCCGGAAGAAAGGCAGACCCAAGAAGAAAGACACAAAGAAGAAAGAGAAAGAGGGGAAGCCGGUCAAAGCAAAAAAACGGAAGAAGAUUUCCACUGUGCAGGACAGCGAUGUAGAGCGAAACUCGGACAGAGACUAUGGCGGGAACUCGGACAGUGCAGCCAGCGACUAUGGCUCUGGAGAGAAGAAGAAAAAGAAGAAACACAAAGAAAGGAAAGAGAAGAAAACCAAGAGGAAGAAAAAAGACAACAGAGACAGAGAUAGCAGUCAGGAGGAAACAGCAAAGCAGCCUGUGGAGCAGAAGACCUCUGCCCAGCUGGCGAAGGAGUGGGGACUGGAGGACGUUGAUCAUACCUUCACGGAGGAGGACUACAGGGAACUCACAAACUACAAAGCCUUCAGCCAGUUUAUGAGGCCGAUGAUAGCCAAGAAGAACCCUAAGAUCCCCAUGUCAAAGAUGAUGACCAUCCUAGGGGCCAAGUGGAGGGAGUUCAGCUCCAACAACCCCUUCAAAGGCAACGCUGCUGCUGUAGCAGCGGCUGCCGCCGCCGCCGCCAUCGCUGUUGCCGAGCAGGUCUCUGCAGCGACUGCCUCCCCCGAGCCGCCUCCUCAACCGCCGCCGAUCAGAAAGGCCAAGACGAAAGAGGGCAAAGGUCCAGGAUACAAGAAACGCAGUAAAAGUCCUCGAGUAGCAGACAAGAAAAAAGCUGUGGCCAAGGCCAAGAAGAUGGCGCCCAUUCGUAUUAAACUAUUAGCCAUUGGAGCCAAAAGGAAGAAGAGUUGCUCUAGCGACGACAUGGAUGAGGAGGAGUCUGAGCAGGAGGACUCCAGCGUUCACAGCUCCUCCGUUCGCUCGGACAGCUCUGGACGGGCGAAGAAGAACAAGAGAGGACGGCCCGCCAAGAAGAAGAAAAAGAUUCCAGGUGAGGAGGAAGGCGAUGGCUAUGAGACGGAUCACCAGGACUACUGCGAGGUGUGUCAGCAGGGCGGUGAGAUCAUCCUGUGUGACACGUGUCCUAGAGCGUAUCACCUUGUUUGCCUGGAGCCUGAACUGGACAAGGCUCCAGAGGGGAAGUGGAGCUGCCCUCACUGUGAAAAAGAGGGAAUCCAGUGGGAAGCAAAAGACGAAGACUUUGAGGAUUUUGAAGAAGACAGUGAGGACAGAGUGAUAUCAGAGGUCAGCGUGGGGGUCCCCACUGGUGUAGAGGAGGAAGAAGAUGACCACAUGGAGUUCUGUCGGGUGUGCAAAGAUGGCGGAGAGCUGCUGUGCUGCGACACAUGCACGUCCUCCUAUCACAUUCACUGUCUGAACCCGCCGCUGCCAGAGAUCCCCAACGGAGAGUGGCUGUGUCCGCGCUGCAUGUGUCCGACAAUCAAAGGACGGGUGCAAAAGAUUCUUCACUGGCGAUGGGGUGAGCCGCCGCCUCCCAUUCCUGUGCCGCCUCCGCCCGAUGCUCCUCCUGAUGCCCCUCCACCGCCACCCAUGAAGGGCAGGGCUGAGAGGGAGUUCUUCGUGAAACUGGCGAACCAGUCGUACUGGCACUGCACCUGGAUCACCGAGCUACAGCUGGAGAUCUUCCACUCAGUGAUGUACAGGAACUACCAGAGGAAGACUGACAUGGACGAGCCGCCCAGCCUGGAUUACGGCUCCGGCGAGGACGAGAAUGGAGUGGGAAAGAGUGAGAAGAGGAGGGCCAAAGACCCCCAGUACGCCUUGCUGGAGGACAAAUACUACAAGUAUGGCAUCAAGCCUGAAUGGAUGAUCAUCCAACGCAUCAUAAACCAUAGCGUGGACAAGAAGGGGAUGUACCACUACCUGGUGAAGUGGAAAGACCUGACCUAUGACCAGUGUACCUGGGAGGGAGACAACAUGGACAUCCCCGACUUUGAAAUCCACAAAGCCGGCUACUGGAGACACAGGGACACCAUCUUGAAAGACGACAUGGACAAACCCAGGAAGAUGAUGAUCAAAGAUGGAGAGGGUGAAGAAGGGUCUCCAGCCUCACCGCUCACUGAUCCUACGAUAAAAUACGACGAGCAGCCCGACUUUGUCACAGCAACGGGUGGCACGCUGCAUCUGUACCAGCUGGAGGGUCUGAACUGGCUCCGGUUCUCCUGGGCUCAGGGUACUGACACCAUCCUGGCAGAUGAAAUGGGUCUGGGCAAAACCAUCCAGACCAUCGUCUUUCUGUAUUCGCUUUUCAAGGAGGGUCACACCAAGGGUCCGUUCCUGGUCAGCGCACCCCUCUCCACCAUCAUAAACUGGGAGAGGGAGUUUGAGAUGUGGGCGCCGGACUUCUACGUGGUGACGUACACAGGGGACAAAGAUAGCCGAGCCAUCAUCAGAGAGAACGAGUUCACCUUCGACGACCCCAUCAAAACGGGGAAAAAGGCCUUCAGACUGAGACGAGAAGCUACGAUUAAAUUCCACGUGCUGCUGACCUCCUACGAGCUGGUGACCAUCGAUCAGACGGCGCUCAAGUCCAUCGACUGGGCCUGUCUGGUGGUAGACGAGGCUCACCGCCUGAAGAACAACCAGUCCAAGUUUUUCAGGCGUCUGAAUGACUACAAGAUCGACUACAAGCUGCUGCUGACGGGAACUCCUCUGCAGAACAACCUCGAGGAGCUGUUCCACCUUCUCAACUUUCUCACACCCAAUCGCUUCAAUAACCUGGAGGGUUUCCUGGAAGAGUUUGCUGACAUCUCCAAAGAGGACCAGAUCAAAAAGCUCCACGACCUGCUGGGUCCCCACAUGCUGCGGAGGCUCAAAGCCGACGUCUUUAAGAACAUGCCUGCCAAGACGGAGCUGAUUGUUCGAGUGGAGCUGAGCCCCAUGCAGAAGAAGUACUAUAAGCUGAUUUUGACCAAGAACUUUGAGGCUCUGAACUCUAAAGGUGGAGGAAACCAGGUGUCUCUGCUCAACAUCAUGAUGGACCUGAAGAAGUGCUGCAACCACCCGUAUCUGUUCCCCGUCGCCUCAAUGGAAGCCCAGAAAAGCCCCAGUGGUGCGUACGAAGGGUCGGCCCUCACAAAAGCCUCUGGGAAACUGAUGCUGCUGCAGAAGAUGCUGAGGAAGCUGAAGGAGCAGGGGCACCGAGUGCUCGUCUUCUCACAGAUGACUAAAAUGUUGGACUUACUGGAGGAUUUUCUGGACCAUGAGGGCUACAAGUAUGAGAGAAUCGACGGAGGCAUCACAGGAGCACUGAGACAAGAAGCCAUCGACAGAUUCAACGCUCCUGGAGCUUGUCAGUUCUGCUUCCUGCUCUCCACCAGAGCUGGAGGUCUGGGCAUCAACCUGGCCACGGCGGACACCGUCAUCAUCUUCGACUCUGACUGGAACCCCCACAACGACAUACAGGCGUUCAGUAGAGCUCAUCGGAUCGGGCAGGCCAACAAGGUGAUGAUCUACCGCUUUGUGACGCGAGCCAGCGUGGAGGAGCGCAUCACCCAGGUAGCGAAGAGGAAGAUGAUGCUGACCCACCUGGUGGUGCGGCCCGGUUUGGGAUCCAAGGCGGGCUCCAUGACAAAACAGGAGCUGGACGAUAUCCUCAAGUUUGGGACGGAGGAGCUCUUUAAGGACGAGGGAGAAGGUAUGAAGAAUAAUUCUGGGGAUAAAGUGGAGGACGAAGGCAACGUGAUUCAUUACGACAGCACCGCCAUCGAGAGGCUCCUGGACCGGAGCCAGGACGACACCGACGACUCGGACGUCCAGAACAUGAACGAGUACCUCAGCUCCUUUAAGGUGGCCCAGUACAUGGUCCGAGAGGAGGACAAGAUUGAGGAGAUCGAGCGGGAGAUCAUCAAACAGGAGGAGAAUGUGGAUCCGGAUUACUGGGAGAAACUAUUGAGGCAUCACUACGAGCAGCAGCAGGAGGACCUGGCCAGCAAGCUGGGUAAAGGCAAGAGGAACCGCAAACCCGUCAACUAUAAUGACGCCGCACAGGAAGACCAAGAGUGGCACGCUGACAUUUCAGACAACCAGUCUGAGUACUCCGUUGGGUCUGAAGAGGAGGAUGAAGACUUCGACGAUCGGCCAGAGGGUCGAAGGCAGUCCCGCCGUCAGCUGAGGAACGAGAAGGAUAAACCCCUGCCUCCUCUCCUGGCCAGAGUGGGAGGAAACCUGGAGGUGCUGGGCUUCAACACGCGGCAGCGCAAGGCUUUCCUGAAUGCGGUGAUGCGAUGGGGCAUGCCAUCUCAGGACGCCUUCUCCUCUCAGUGGCUGGUCCGAGACCUCAGGGGAAAAUCGGAGAAAGAGUUUAAAGCAUACGUGUCUCUCUUCAUGCGUCACCUUUGUGAACCGGUCGCCGACGGGGCCGAGACGUUUGCCGAUGGCGUCCCGAGGGAGGGCUUGUGUCGCCAGCUGGUCCUGACUCGUAUUGGUGUCAUGUCGCUGGUCAAGAAGAAGAUCCAGGAGUUUGAGCACAUCAACGGGAGGUGGAGCAUCCCGGAGCUCAAACCUGAGAUCAGCGUGGAUAAAUCCUACUCCUCGCGGGCGUCCUCCCCUGCCGCUAAGACCGCCACUCCCACCCCGGACGCCAGCUUCAACAACACGCCGUGCACGUCCACGCCAGCUACUCCUGCUCCAUCAGAGAAGCUGGAAAAGAAUGGGAAGGAGGAGGAAAAGGAGGAAGCUGAUGCUGCUGUGGAUAAGGAGAAGGUGAAGGAGGUGGAGGGGAGCAAGCAUGGGGGUGCUGAGGAGUUCUCCUCCUCAGCAAAAGGAGCAUCACAAAAGUCGUCACCUGGUCAGAAGCCUGAGGGCAAAGAAGAGAGUGAUGCUAAAGAGGACGACAGGAAGGAGGACCCAGCUGAAGAUGUGCCGACUGCCUCGGUGGAGGAAAGAAAAGUACACGAGGUCAAAGAGGAGAAAUCAGAAGGAGAUAAAACCGGCGAGGAGAAGGAAAAACGAGAACAAGAGGAAACGAGAACAGAAGCGUCAGAAGCCAAAGAUAAAACCGAGGCGACCGUUGGGAAAAAAGAGGAGGUCAAAGGUGAAAGGGAUGUUGGGAAAGAAAUCAAGGCAGCUAAGGAGGAGGCGCCUAAGGGGAACGGGAGGCCUCCGACUGAGCGGCCACGCUUCAUGUUCAACAUCGCAGAUGGAGGAUUCACAGAGCUGCACACUCUCUGGCAGAACGAGGAGCGGGCCGCCAUCUCCUCAGGGAAGAUGAACGAGAUCUGGCAUCGCCGACACGACUUCUGGCUGCUGGCGGGAAUCGUGGUACAUGGCUACGCCCGAUGGCAGGACAUCCAGAACGAUCUGCAAUUCGCCAUCGUCAACGAGCCUUUCAAGUCCCAGGCGAACAAAGGCAACUUCUUAGAGAUGAAGAAUAAGUUUCUGGCUCGACGCUUCAAGUUGUUGGAGCAGGCGUUGGUCAUAGAGGAGCAGCUGCGGCGGGCGGCGUACCUGAACAUGACCCAGGACCCGAGCCACCCAGCCAUGGCGCUCAACGCCCGCUUUGCCGAGGUGGAGUGUUUGGCGGAGUCACACCAGCACCUCAGCAAGGAGUCGCUGGCAGGAAACAAGCCAGCCAACGCUGUCCUGCACAAAGUGUUGAACCAGUUGGAGGAGCUGCUGAGCGACAUGAAAGCUGACGUGACGCGGCUACCGGCCACGCUGUCCAGAGUCCCGCCCAUUGCCGCUCGCCUGCAGAUGUCCGAGAGGAGCAUUCUCAGCCGGCUCGCCAGCAAGGGCACUGAGAUGCACACUCCCCCGCCCAUCCCUCCAGGACCAUACGCCACCCCUCAAAACUAUGGAGCUCCCUUCACCCCCGCACCCCCAAGCACCCUCCACAUGGGAGGAGCCAACUACAGUCAGAUGCCGCCCGGAUCCUUCAUAUCAGAAGCCGCUGCUGGGGCCACCGGGGGAGCUGCAGGUGGAGCCGCCGGGGGCCAGUUCACCGCUGGGGUUUUCCAGAAGACCAAGGAGCAUGAUGUGGUGCAGCGGCAGCGGGUGGUGGACCUCUGGAAAGACGGCAAGUCAGAGGGGGCCAUUGGGCUGGAGCUGAGAAUGCCCAAGUCCACGGUGCACAGCAUCAUUGUAAAGUACCGGCUCAGCAACACGGUGGAGAAUCUGCCGCGCAAUGGGAGACCAAAGAAACCCUGAAAGAAAUCGGGAAUGUAGCAAAACUGUAAAAAAGAAGGAAUUGGAUCGACAAACGAGGCACUUAGACACUCCUGGAAUGAGAAGAGCAUAAAAGGAGGACAGCUUGAUGUGAGAGGGCAUGAAAUGCCAAUCAGUUAAAAGAUCCAAAGAAAAAAACUGGAAAAGGUGCUGCCGAAAAGAGGCUCUGAGAAAGAAAACGAUACGUUAAUACAUUCACGGGUUUUUAUAACAAAUGCAGCAAAGGAGCACUUUUCUCUCCACAGAUUUCUAAGACUUCUUUUGUUUUUUUUC
Messenger RNA from Nothobranchius furzeri (turquoise killifish), 7157 nucleotides. Lineage: Eukaryota; Metazoa; Chordata; Actinopteri; Cyprinodontiformes; Nothobranchiidae. The record is from RefSeq and is a predicted model, not a curated record.